AUGCUGGGUCUGGAGGGCCCCUGCUGGGUGGGCCUGGGGCCCAAUGGGGGCUUUCCUGUGAGUGAAGAAUUUGGGGAUGUUCAGCUGUUCAGCAGUGUGCCACCCCUGGGCUUCCUGGGGGGCCUGACAAGGCAUGCCUUUGGCAGCCCAGCCUGUGUAUGCACUGAUACAGAGGGUAGUGUUAUUGUGACAGGCAAGCAGCAGUGCCAAGUUACCCUGUUUCCCCGGGCUGGGGCACCCAUCUGCUUGGUGUUUGAGGGGCUGGGGCAGUCCUUGUGCAUGACCUGUGUGCCCCAGGGACAGCUCAUGGUGGUGGAUGCAGGAGACAGCUACAUCAAGAUGUACCAGUGA
This is a messenger RNA of Pteronotus mesoamericanus, 351 nucleotides long. It is a transcript of the gene NHLRC4, whose product is annotated as NHL repeat containing 4. NCBI's taxonomy places the organism in Eukaryota, Metazoa, Chordata, Mammalia, Chiroptera, Mormoopidae. The record is from RefSeq and is a predicted model, not a curated record.